Hippocampus zosterae (dwarf seahorse) is the source of this 3277-nucleotide messenger RNA. RefSeq names its product solute carrier family 4 member 1 adaptor protein (gene slc4a1ap). Bases 35 to 2440 code for a protein of 801 amino acids. The record is from RefSeq and is a predicted model, not a curated record. Gene Ontology annotation, molecular function: protein binding; mRNA binding. The transcript is spliced from 14 exons. Lineage: Eukaryota; Metazoa; Chordata; Actinopteri; Syngnathiformes; Syngnathidae.
ACCCGGACUCAAUAGACCAUCGCACCAAACAUAAAUGGCCGCCUCCGAGCAGCUCGACGUGAGCGCAAUAAAAUCGGAUGAAAAAGAGACCAACUCGUUGAAGGGAACGGACGAGUGCCUACUCACAGAGAAUGACACAAAACCCGAAAAGAACGAAAUGCCUGGGGCUGAUCAGGAAACAACGGACCCUUUUAAAAAACCAAUUGCGUUCGCUGCGUCUUCUCUCGCCAGCAAACGCAGCCUGAGCGCUCCUGCUUCCUCCAAACCCGAAGCCGAGAGGAAUCCCGGGAAAGAAAGCAAGCAAGCACACGUUGAGGAAUCCAAUUGUGAGCCCUCUGUUUUUCCAGAAGACGACAACGAAACGUCGGAGAUUGGGCCAGAAAAGAAUACAAAUGGUGAUGAAAACAGAGACGUUGCUUCACUAAACGUGAAACUAGAAUCUAAACACAGGGUGCUCCCGUCCAAGGUUCCUUCUGCUGGCAAGUUCCCUCCUCUCCCAUACACAGAGCCUAAAUGGGGCGGCCCUGCUCCGGAUGACCUCUAUGCUCUUGAAAUUCUAAAAAACGGCACCAUAGUGGACAGAGUGCCCCUCGGGCAUCGAGGCUACUUUGUGGUUGGGCGUUUACCGGUGUGUGACGUCUCUCUGGAACACCCGUCCAUUUCCAGGUACCAUGCUAUCAUCCAGUACCGCCUACAUCCCGGCGAAGGGGAGUCUGUCGGUGAGGAUCGAGGUUUCUACAUCCAGGACUUGGGCAGCACACACGGCACAGUUGUAAACAAGAACAAAAUUCCUCCUAAAACGUUCAUCAGACUCCGUGUUGGUCAUGUCCUUAAGUUCGGCGGCAGCACGAGACUAUUCAUCCUACAGGGUCCAGAAUUUGAUGAGGAAGAAGAGUCUGAACUAACAGUCACAGAGCUGAGGGAGCAAGGCAGGAAACAGAGGGCGGAGCUAGAGAAGAGAAUGCUGGGAGAGGGGUCCAAUGAUGACGAGGGAGAGGACAAGGAUGAAGUAACAAGCGGCAAGAGCAACGUGUCCAGUGAAGACUCGGGCUGUUCUUGGGGAAUGGCCGAGGAGCAGCUCCCAGAACAAGAUGAAAAUGAGGAGAACCCCUUCUCAACAGAGUUCCAAGAAGACCAGGAAGCUGCUUACUUAAAGGACCCUAAAAAGGCCUUACAGGGUUUUUAUGACAGGGAAGGCGAAGAGCUGGAGUUUGAGUAUGAAGACAAAAGCCAUGGCAGCUGGCUCUGCAGGAUCAAGCUUCCGGUGGACGAUGCCUUGGGCCGGCAGCUCGUUGCCGAGGUGACCCACACGGGCAAGAAGAAAGAAGCGGCAGUCCAGUGCUGCCUCGAGGCCUGCCGCAUGCUCGAAGCCCGAGGACUGCUGCGCCAGGAAGCAGUGUCCCGCAAACGCAAGAAAAAGAACUGGGAAGAUGAGGACUACUAUGACAGCGACGACGACACCUUCCUGGACCGGACGGGCACCGUUGAAAAGAAGAGGAAAGAAAGAAUGAAAAAAGCAGGAAAAAUUGAGGAGCGGACCGAGACCUACGAAUCACUGCUGGCCAAGUUAUCACAGGUGGAGAAGGAGGUAGCAGAAGCACAGAAAAAGCUCAGCACCCCUGGGGAAGACCCUUCUGGCUCUUCGACCGAUGACCCGCUGGACGCUUUCAUGACCGCUGUGCGCAGCGAUGCAACCAUGGAUGCCCUGGAGCGCAGAAAGCUGCACGUGCACAUCGCGGAUCUCCGAAAAGAUGCCCAGCGGCUGCGCAAAUUGGUGGAACUCACUCGCCCUUCACAGCUUCCCUCGUUGCUACCCAGUGGCAGCUCAAAGUCUGAGAAACCGAAGAAAGCCUUGCCGCUUUUUGGAGCCAUGAAGGGAGGAUGCAAGUUUAAACUGAAGACUGGAACUAUUGGGAAGUUGCCUCCGAAGCAGCCCAUCUUGCCUCCCGAACUCUUUAACACGAAAGAACUUCCGCCAGGAGGAGAAGAGGAGGAGGAAGGAGAAGAAAAGGGGGAGGAAGAACCGGACAUGGCUGAAAAUAAGGAGGAUCAUGAAAAUAAACCUUGCGAGAUGAACGUUGAUCCGUUAGAGGCCGAUGACCUCAUAGCUCAAGCGACUUCAGGACAGAAAGCAGAAAAAUCAGUGUUGGAGCUAAAAGAACAAAAUCCCGAAAAGAAGAAAAGUGCGGCUUGUACCGACACGGGGAACCCGUUUCCUCAUCAGAACAUCAAGUCCAACCACGACCAAUCAUCUUCCGAAUCCAGAGACAGGGGUGAUGAGGAUCUUAAUCCAAAAAAGAAAAAGAAACGCAAGGGCAAGCCACCAGCGCAGCUCUCGAGUCAGUAUCCCCAGGACGACCCCGAUUACUGCGUUUGGAUGCCGCCGGCAGGGCAGACUGGAGAUGGCCGCACCCAUCUUAAUGACAAGUAUGGCUACUGAGUGGAAAAAUCGCCCCCUUGUCAUUGAGUCAUAUCUGACCCAACACGUCAACAGCUCUUUACACCAUCAAACUGUAUGAUCAAGCUCAUGAGAGACCACGAGGGAAUCAAAAUCAACACUGAGCUUCAAAUAAUAAUGUUGGCUGAUCUACAAAAAAAGAGGUCGCAGUUGUCAAGCGUUGCCAAUGCAGGCAUUUGACCCCUUCGGCCCCGACACACAAGAUUUAGGUUCCGUCCUUUUCACCUUUCAAGCAGAAAAUAGAAAAUGGCAGCCCAAGACAAAGAGAACUGAAUUCAGCUUUUAUUUUUUCUCCCCUUGUCUCAUGCUGAUCCUCUUUCACUUCAGACCACCUGACAUUCAGUCUGUAUUCCUCCCCUAUUUGGUUCUACUUGAUCACUGGCUUUGCUUCCCCCUCCCCGGAAAAGAGAGUGUGUAGCAGGGAGGGAGAGCAGUGAAGCAGCUUUUCUGACCAUCUGGACACUUGGAUGGCUUACUGGAUGAAACGCAAGCUAAUAAUGACUCAAGCUACAGUAAGCGGAGUUGUGUGUCAGCUGAUACAUACGCGCGCACGCACACACACUCAUGGUCAGACCUUCUAAAAGUUCUCUUUUUAACAGGAUUGUCCUGAUGCCAUUGUUGAGCAUUUAUGUAGGAUUCCCACUCAGUGCUGCUCACUUGGUUUGCAGCUAUUCUCUGCUUCUUUUCCGGUGACAAAGUCGAUAAUAAUUUUACACUGUAUUUCGUUAUGUAAACACAAUAAAAUGUCUGUCGACAGCUGGCUAGGUCAUUUGACACACUUCACAUUAACUUCACGAAUCAAUUAUACAAAAAAAGAAA